Molecule: messenger RNA, 728 nt
Organism: Phialemonium atrogriseum
Lineage: Eukaryota; Fungi; Ascomycota; Sordariomycetes; Cephalothecales; Cephalothecaceae
Exons: 1
Coding region: 256-627 (123 amino acids)
Source: RefSeq, a predicted model, not a curated record
ACGGGGUCCAGGACUUGAUCGCGACUGUACUCAGGAGAGACGCCGACGUCAACCACCGUAACUCGCUCAGGCAGACACACCGCUCUUGUCCUUCUUCCUUGGAAUCCACUACACGAACAGGAAAAUUUUGCGGGUAUUGGUCGAGUGUGUGAGAAACCUGGUGGAGCAUGGAGCGGAUAUCUUGGCACAAGACCUGUCGGGCACCUGUCCGCUUUACGAAGCUGUCCGUCGCUGGCCGGACGAAUUUUAGCCGAUAUGGUCAGCGCCAUCUUAGAGAACGAAGACGGCUGCCACCAGACUUCCAGCCCGGACAUCAAGGCCACCGAACGAGUGUUCUGGACCAAUCUCUACCAAGCUUUCAAGACAGAAGACUGGGUCAACUCCAAAAAUCAGCUUUGGUCUCGCGAUGGGUUGCUUCCAAAAGAGGUUGACACAAAGAUCCGCCAGUACGCAUUUAAGUUGCUGGCGAUCAAAUUCUUGGAGCUGGCUAACGAUAUGUUUGAGGGGGAGAUAGACUGGGUUCAAAAGCGGCGGAACUUAGUGGCCAUGAUUCUUCGGGAUUGCCGCGAACGCAAGGUGGAGGUGGAGAUGGAGUACAUGGACCUUCUUCUAGAGCUCUGUCGAUAGUUACUUUCCUGUAGCUGAGGAAGGAUCAACUUGCUGUCUUGCUUUUCAAUAUAGGGUCGAAAUUCGUAUUUUCCAUUGGGCGGAUAUAUAUAGGGAUAGCU